This is a messenger RNA of Malania oleifera, 1806 nucleotides long. RefSeq names its product oxysterol-binding protein-related protein 3C-like. Lineage: Eukaryota; Viridiplantae; Streptophyta; Magnoliopsida; Santalales; Ximeniaceae. The coding region runs from base 212 to 1591 and encodes 459 amino acids. Gene Ontology annotation, molecular function: sterol binding. The transcript is spliced from 10 exons. The record is from RefSeq and is a predicted model, not a curated record. Gene Ontology annotation, cellular component: membrane; intracellular membrane-bounded organelle; cytosol.
UAGUUCUCCAAUUUUGACUUGAAAGUUCAAACCAAAAUACCGCCAGCGAGCGUUUCCUUUUUUUUCCUAGCUUCCUUCUCUUCUAAUCACCCUCGCUUUAUAAAAUUUCGAUAUUGUUCUGCUUCCCCUCUCAAUUCCUUCAAACUUCAGAUUCAACCUCUCUCUCUCUCUCUCUCUCUGAUCUGAAGAAAAUUUCUGAAGAGGGUUUAAGAUGGCUCCAGUGCCGAACAAGGAUCAGAAGCAGGGUGGGGGGUUUUUCGCGUCUAUAGCCUCCAGCUUGUCCGAUUUCAGCAGCGCGAUGCACAAUUCAGUCAACGGUUUGCUAGGUUUUGAAGGUUUGGAAGUUAUAAAUCCUGAAGGAGGCACGGAAGAUGCUGAACAGGAAGCACAGAGAGGAAGAUGGAAACAGGAGGAUCGGGACAGUUAUUGGAAGACAAUGCAAAAGUAUAUAGGAUCAGAUGUCACAUCAAUAGUAACACUUCCAGUUCUUAUUUUUGAGCCUAUGACAAUGCUGCAGAAAAUGGCGGAGUUGAUGGAAUACUCCCACCUGUUAGACCUGGCAGAUAAUUGUGAAGAUCCCUACAUGCAAUUGGUCUAUGCUUCAUCAUGGGCUAUAUCUGUCUACUUUCCCUACCAACGAACCUGGAAACCUUUUAAUCCAAUUCUUGGUGAGACUUACGAAAUGGUCAAUCAUGGUGGCAUUACAUUUAUAGCUGAACAGGUUAGUCAUCAUCCCCCAAUGAGUGCUGGACAUGCUGAGAAUGAGCAUUUCACGUAUGAUGUGACAUCAAAGUUGAAGACCAAAUUCUUAGGAAACUCACUUGAUAUCUAUCCGGUUGGAAGGACACGUGUGACACUCAAGAAAUAUGGUGUAGUCCUAGAUUUGAUCCCCCCUCUUACAAAAGCCAACAACUUAAUAUUUGGAAGAACAUGGGUUGAUUCACUGGGUGACAUGAUCUUGACAAACCUGACAACAGGGGACAAGGCUGUUUUGUAUUUUCAACCAUGCGGCUGGCUUGGAGCUGGUCGCUAUGAAGUUGAUGGAUAUGUAUAUAAUGCUGCUGAAGAACCCAAAAUAUUGAUGACAGGGAAAUGGAAUGAGUCAAUGAGUUAUCAAUCUUGUGACAUGGAAGGGGAACCCCUGCCAGGCACUGGACCAAAAGAGGUAUGGAGAGUUGCUGAUGUUCCCAAAAAUGACAAAUUCCAGUACACUUAUUUUGCACAUAAGAUAAAAAGUUUUGAGACUGCUCCCAGGAAGCUAUUGGCUUCUGAUUCUCGUUUACGACCCGAUAGAUAUGCACUUGAGAAGGGCGACCUAUCCAAAGCAAGUUCUGAAAAGAGCAGUCUGGAGGAGAGACAGAGAGGUGAAAAGAGAACGAGGGAAGCCAAGGACCAUCAAUUCACUCCAAGAUGGUUUGACCAAUCUGAUGAAAUUGCAGCUACCCCUUGGGGUGACUUGGAAGUGUACCACUACAAUGGCAAGUAUUCCAAGCAUCGGGACGCCAUUGACACCUCAGACUGCAUUGAAGAGGUUGGCAUUCAAUCCACAGAGUUCAACCCCUGGCAGUAUGGAAACAUAGAUGCAGAAUGAGGUUUCUUUUCUUUAUGUAUGUUUGCUUGUAUAAUUAUUUCUCCUUUGGAUUCCAUCUUAUUAUAUUCUGUCAGCAUUAACAUGAUAAACCAUUGUAAAUAUGAUAAGCAGUGGCUUUCUUAUUUUUUGGGUUUUGUCAGGUUUUGUUCUAUUGAAUUUUUUGUUACCGUAUGUACUUCUUAUACAAGUUUGAUUAUAGAUUGAAUUUCGUAUAA